This is a messenger RNA of Platichthys flesus (European flounder), 6651 nucleotides long. Its product is annotated as SH3 and multiple ankyrin repeat domains protein 2-like. Gene Ontology annotation, cellular component: postsynaptic density; postsynaptic membrane; dendritic spine. Gene Ontology annotation, molecular function: synaptic receptor adaptor activity; ionotropic glutamate receptor binding. NCBI's taxonomy places the organism in Eukaryota, Metazoa, Chordata, Actinopteri, Pleuronectiformes, Pleuronectidae. The record is from RefSeq and is a predicted model, not a curated record.
AAUCCGCCGGGCCUGCUGACUAUGCCCCGGAGCCCCACCUCCAGCGAGGAUGAGAUGGCCCAGAGCUUUUCAGAUUACUCCGACGACUGCGCCUCCGACAGCUCACGAGAAGAAACCAUCUACGAGACCAUAAGGGCCACGGCCGAGCCACCAGCCCCCCCCCACAUGGAGGACGUCCACACCAACACGCAGGUCGUCCGCGUCCUCGUCCCCGACCUGCAGCAGACGAAAUGCAUGCGGUUCAACCCGGACGCGACCGUCUGGGUGGCCAAGCAGCGGAUCCUGUGCACGCUCAACCAGAGCCUGAAGGACGUGCUCAACUACGGCCUCUUCCAGCCGGCGAGCAACGGGAGGGACGGCAAGUUCCUGGACGAAGAGCGAAUCCUGCGAGAGUAUCCUCAGCCAAUCAGCAAGGGCGUCCCGGUGUUGGAGUUCCGCUACAAGAGUCGAGUUUACCGGCAGCCGAACGUGGACGAGAAACAAAUCGCCAAACUUCACACCAAGGCCAAUCUGAGGAAGUUCAUGGACCUCAUCCAACACAACCAGGAGGACAAAGUGUCGAAGAUGUUGGAGCGAGGCUUCGAUCCCAACUACCACGACGGUGACACUGGUGAGAGUCCUCUGACCUUCGCCGCUCACCUGGACGGAGUCGUGGAGCUGAUCAAGGUUCUGAAGAACGGAGGAGCUCACCUGGACUUCAGGGCCAAGGACGGCAUGACCUCCCUCCACAAAGCUGCUCGCUCCAAGAACCAGGUCACGCUCAUGACGCUGCUGGAGCUCGGAGCGUCUCCGGACUACAAGGACAGCCGUGGUCUGACUCCCCUGUACCACAGCGUGGUGGUGGGGGGGGACCCGGGCUGCUGCGAGCUCCUGCUGAGCCACCAGGCGGCCGUCUGCUGCCAGGACGAGAACGGCUGGCACGAGGUUCACCAGGCUUGUCGUCAUGGCCACGUGCAGCAUCUGGAGCAUCUGUUGUUUUAUGGAGCAGACAUGAGCGCCCAGAACGCCUCUGGAAACACAGCUCUACACGUCUGUGCCCUGUACAACCAGGAUAACUGUGCCAGAGUGCUGCUGGUCCGUGGAGCCGACAAAGAGGUGAAGAACUACAACAGCCAGAGUCCAUUUCAGGUCGCCAUUAUCGCCGGGAACUUUGAGCUUGCUGAGCUCAUCAAGGACCACAAGGAGACGGAUAUCGUGCCUUUCCGUGAGGCCCCAGCCUACUCCAAACGCCGCCGGGGUCCAGCUUCCGGCAGCAGCGGAGGAAACAGCUCGUCUCCCUCGUCGUUGUUGGCUCCGCGGGUUCUGCUGCGUUCCAACAGCGACAACAACCUGAGCGUCAGUCAGUACCAGCAGCAGCAGCAGCAGCAGCAGCCCGGCUCCCCCGGCGGCUGGGCCCCUCACCUGCAGCAGCACCACCCGCACAGGGCCCCCCAGCAGGGCCAGUCGCAGCCUGGCUCGUCGGCGUUGCACCGCAGCCUGUCCCCCCAGCUGCUCCAGCAGAUGCCCAGCGGCAGCCCCAAUGGCACCGUGGUGGUCCGGACCAUGGGGAGGGGGGCGCGGAGCCGCUCGCCCUCCCUCAGCCGGCUGGGGGAGGAGUCUCGAAGGGCCAUGGCCUCCCAGCGGCAGCCAAGUCUCAGCAGUCAUGGCGAGGGCGUGGGCACCAGGAGGAAGCUGUACAGCGCCGUCCCCGGGAGACACUUCGUGGUGGUGCGUCCCCACACCGCUCAGGCCGAGGGGGAGAUCAACCUGUACAAGGGCGACAGGGUCAAAGUUCUGAGCAUCGGAGAGGGGGGGUUCUGGGAGGGCAGCGCCCGUGGCCAGGUGGGCUGGUUUCCAGCCGACUGCGUGGAGGAGAUCCCGGCCAAGGCCACCGAGGAGAGGAGCUAUUCCCGAGCGGAUCGAGCCGACAGACGGAAGCUGUUCAGACACUACACUGUGGGGUCCUACGACAGCUUCGACGCCUCCAGGUUCCUUAUGGAAAACAUGUCUCGAGGUUCACGACUCGGCUGUUAUCUGCUGCAGGUGAACCAGGAGAACGUGGUGAAGGUCGGCCACAGGCAGGUGGUCAACAUGAUCCGUCUGGGAGGGAACCGGCUCCUGAUCAAGGUCGUGACGGUGAGCCGGAAUCUGGACCCCGAUGACACGGCACGCAAAAAAGCUCCUCCCCCACCGAAGAGAGCCCCCACCACAGCCCUGUCCAUGCGCUCCAAGUCCAUGACCUCGGAGCUGGAGGAACUCGUGGAUAAAGCCACUCUAAGGAAAAAGAAAGGUGAUGCGCAGAAGAAGAGGAUUGUUUUCCAAGUCACUCUAAAAAAAGUCGAAGAGAUGACGCACGCCCAGAAGACUUCGCCUGUUGAUAUGAAGAUCGCCACAAUCAAGCCACGCCCCUCCAGUCGCUGCCUGGUGACCCCUACUGAUAUGAAUUCCAUGUAUCAUGACCGCCAGGGAGUAGCAGUGGUGCCCCCCACUGUUCCUGGAGCCUUCCUGGGCUUACCUGAGAAGGGCACCAUCAAGAAGCAGAAGUCAAUAGGUACGGAUGAGGAUGACAAACAAGGAUUCCUCACACCUCCGCCACUAAAGUUCUCCCGCAGCCUCUCUAUGCCUGACUCCACAGAGGACAUCCCCCCUCCUCCAGCCAUUUCACCCCCUUCGCCACCUGGCUACAACUCAGCUGCCGGCCCUACAUCCAAAGGCUACAGCACCACACGACCCAGCUUCACCCAGAACUCACCCAAUGCAGUGACCACCAUUAGCCGAGCCGGCGUUGGUACGUUGAGGCGUGGCUAUUACCGCCAGAGCUCAGAGCAGUUUGAGAGCACACGUUUACGAGGGCGUGCACCAGUGCCAGAGAACCCUUACUCCGAGGUGGGCAACAGGACAUUGUACGUGCCAGCAAAACCAGCUCGACGGAAGGGCAUGCUCGUAAAACAGUCAAACGUUGAGGACAGUCCUGAGAAAAUGUGUCGCAAGCCAGCAAGUCCCUCAGGCCCGGUCUCCAUGCCUACUACACCUGUAGAACGAACAUGCUCCUCCAUCCCCAUCCCCACAAUCAUCGUCAAGGAGCCUUCCACCAGCAGCAGUGGCAAGAGCAGCCAGGGUAGCAGUAUGGAGAUCGAGCCCACCACUCCUGAACACCCCUCGCUCACACCCACUGUUGGGAGUGGAGGUCUGCGUCCUGAAGAUCCUCAUUCUCUAGGCAACCCCUUUGCUGCAGCUAUUGCUGGGGCAGUGCGGGACCGGGAGAAGAGGCUCGAGGCAAGAAAGAGCUCAAUCACCUUCCAGUCAAUCGAUUUUGGGGAUGAUGAUUUGAGCGGUCCAACACCUUCCCCUCGCCUUCGCCAGUCAAAGUCCAUCGAUGAAGGCAUGUUUAGUAGCGACGAGCGACUUAGAAGGAUAUUGGCCCCUCCCUUUGCACGGCUUGGGCCGCCUGUAGGGGGUGGCAGUGGCAACAUGACCGAUUUUAAUACACCUGAGCCCACAGUUGUGCGGGAGCCUCUGAACACCAGAACUGGCCAGUGUCCCAACUUAGACAGUCCUGUUAGUCUCCCAGCCACUCCUCCUAAGAGCCACUACAGGGCCAAUGGAACCUACCUCCACCCUGUCACCGGCAAGCCCUUGGACCCUAAUUCUCCACUCGCUCUGGCCCUGGCAGCUCGUGACCGGGCCAUGAAGGAGCAACAAAACCAUCCACAGAGUCAGCCUCCAAACCCUCCUCAGGUUCAAACCCCCAAGCAGGAAGCCCAGUCCCUUCCAGUCCAGCCAAGCCACAAACCAGACCUCAACCAACCCCUCUUUAUUGACACCAAACUACGUUCUGGCAUAGAGACUAGUUUUGCUGCAAUCUCAACAGCAACCAUGGGGCGUCCUGGCCGAGGCGGCCUGCGGAGGCAGAUGACCGAGCAGAAGUAUGAGUCUGAUGGGGCACGGGAAGAGAGGCAGCAUCAGGCCGUCGAGGAGAGGAAAAGUGCACCAGCUGAUGUGGCGGACUCGUCACAGCCCAAGUCAACAGGGCUCUUGAUGGUCCACACCAGCACAGAACCAGGCGCCAAGGUUAACAACCAAGAUGUGGAGGGCCAGGACAGCAACAGGCCAUCAGAGCUGAAGGACCCUAACCAACCGGAUCCACACAACCCUCCGACUCUCUCCAAUCCCCAGCCACCCUCAUCACGGGGGAGGAGCGUUCCUUUAGGUGAAUCCUUGGAUGAACCAGUGAAGCUGCCAUUUCGAAUCCCCCCUCCCCCCCUGGCCUCAGUUGAUAUUGAUGAAGACUUUGAGUUCACAGAGCCCCUCCCCCCACCACUGGAGUUUGCCAACAGUAUUGACAUACCUGAUGACCAGGCUAGUGCCAUUGCAGAGAUGAUUCAGCAACAGAGACGAAAUGGGGGACCUCGAUUACCCCCCUAUGAUCCUCACGCCCCACCACCGGUUGUUGAUCAACACAAACGGGUGGCGAACCGCAUGCCCCCCUCAUAUCCUCCUCCUCCACCGGAACAAGAGUCAGGGGUGGGUGACUCGGGCAUCGAAGAGGUAGACAGCCGCAGUAGCGGGGAUCCUCAGCACAUGGAGACCACCAGCACCGUUUCCAGCAUCUCCACCCUGUCGUCAGAGGGAGGCUUCUGUGACAGCGCUCUGGAGAGCCUCUAUGCCACUGCAGACGGACAUGCCUUCCUGGUGGAUCGGCCCCCAGUGGCGCCCAAACCCAAGGGCAAGUCUGUCAUCAACAGGACAUCACUUUAUCAUGACGCACUCAUUGAAGAGCCCCCAGAGUCCUAUGGGACUCCACCACAGGCCCCACCCCCUCCCCCUUCAUCCUCGGAACCUCCUAGAACUCCUACUCAGAGGACAUCCAAGCUGUGGGGCGACCAGCCCCCAGAGCUGUGCAGCCCCCCAUCCACACCAGACAGCAAGCACACCGUCAUCACCGAGCUGAGCUCCAUUCUGCAGCAAAUGAAUCGCGACAGGCCGCCCAAGCCAGGAGACAGCCUCGACUCCCCCACUGGGACCAGGGGGGCCUUUGGAACAAGGACUCCCACAGAAGACUCAGGAAUGCGUAAUAACGCCGCUGCUGCCGCCCCCCUCACCUCCACCCCGCCCAGCAGCCUCCCGUCCCAGACGCACCCCUGCAGCCCCCCCGACUCCGUCUCCUCCCUCACCCCCUGCUCAUCACUGCCUCCGUCAGUGUCGCCCACCCUCACCGACGUCUUCGGCCUGCCCACCCCGCCCAUGGGCAGCGGCGGCGGCUACAGCCUGAGCUCCUCGUACGGCGGCAGCGGCAGCUCGCGCUCCCCCUCGCCGCUCACGCUGAUGCAGGCGGUGGCGGCCUCGGGGAAGCCCUUCGCCUCCAAACCCAUGGAGCUGUGGAGCAAGCACGACGUGGCCGACUGGCUGGAGAGCCUGAACCUGGGGGAGCACAGGGACGCCUUCCUGGACAAUGAGAUCGAGGGGGCCCACCUGCCCUCGCUGCAGAAAGAGGACCUGAUAGACCUGGGGGUGACGCGGGUGGGCCACCGGAUGAACAUCGAGAGGGCCCUCAAGCUGCUGCAGGACAGAUAAGCCUGGAGGAGACGGCUGAGGAGCUGGGAGAGGAGCCACCACUUCGACCUUCUCCUCAUCAGACACGAUCUCAAGUCCUGGAACUGGCUCAAAGUUUCGCGGAUGCUGCCUCUUGACGGUCUGGUCCUCUCCUCCUCCAGAGUCGCCCUCAUCUCAGUGCUCCCUCCUCCUCCUCCUCCUCCUCCUCCUCCUCCUCCUCCUCCUCCCCCGUCCUGAGCUCCAGAGGAUCAGGGGACUGCUGAGGCAACGGAGAAGACAACAGCUGCUAUGUCACAUCAUGGAGGGAGAAGCAGAGGACGCCAGUGUGAAGACACCUGAAGACAGUUUGUCCUCAGACACUGGAAGACAACACUCACCUGGAAGUUUCACAGACUCUGCUCAACCCUCUGCUUUGGAAUACUAGAGACUUUUUCCAUCACCCCAGUGGGGGUGCAUGAAAACCCAGCUGAGCUGGUCGUUGCUCCUUUUCUAUCUUUGCUAGAGUUUGUUCAGAGAUGAUAUUUCUUCACUAGAGUCCUACCAGAGUUAUAUUUCUGGUUGCAUCUGAUGUUGUAGAGAAAAUUUUAGAUAGACUCCAUUUUUUUUGCUUUUCACCUGUUUGUGUCAAAGUAAAAACAUUAGUUGACAUGUUGAAACAAAUACUAAAGCAAAUCUCGACCAUGCACACACACACACACAAACAAACACACACUGUCCUCACUGAUGUACACACUCUUAGCAUGCAAACACACACAUUGUUGCUGUAAUGCCCCCCCCCUCAAGUGAAGCGAGGACACGAGGAACAAGAUGGACGGACACAACGUCGGAGUGUGUUGCUGCAGAAUGUGUUGUCAUCCUCUCCUGGAUUUGUGUGUGUGUGUGUGUGUGUGUGUGUUUUCUAUUUCCAUGGAUCUGCUCUAAAGCCACAGUCGAGGGAAACUACUGCUGUUCUUUCCUUUUGUCCUUGAUUCUUCCAUCUCCCCAUCAGCAGGUGGACAUGUGCCCCCCGAGUCUCAGAUAGAAGUGGAGGUGUUUCAGAGAGACGGCCUCUUGAGAGGUGCAUUCUGGGAUGUGAACCUAUCUGCUUUUUAGACGAGAAGAUCAAUAUCCUGCUCCAGG